AUGAAAAACUACACAAGACCCACAGAAUUCAUUCUUCUGGGGCUAUCAGAUGAUCCAGAGCUUCAGACUUUUCUCUUCUUAAUCAUCACAUAUAUAUUAAGUGUCACGGGAAAUUUGACCAUCAUCAUUCUCACCUUGGUGGACUCCCAUCUACAGACACCUAUGUAUUUUUUCCUCAGGAAAUUCUCCAUAUUAGAAAUUUCCUUUACAAUGGUCUGUAUUCCUAGAUUUCUGGGCACAAUUAUUGCCAGAGACAAAAUGAUUUCAUACAGUGAUUGUACAGCUCAGCUGUUUUUCUUCAUCUUCUUGGGUAUCACUGAAUUUUAUCUUCUAACUGCCAUGUCCUAUGAUCGCUAUGUAGCUAUCUGCAAACCCCUGCAUUACACAACCAUCAUGAACAACAGUCUUCAGAGAAAAAAGGCAUUUUCUACAUGUUCCUCUCACAUGAUUGUCAUUUCCAUCUCUUAUGGAAGCUGUAUAUUCAUGUAUGCUAACCCUUCAGCAAAAGAAAAGGCAUCCUUGAACAAAGGAGUUGCUAUUAUGAAUACUUCUGUUGCUCCUAUGAUGAAUCCAUUUAUAUAUUCAUUGAGGAACCAGCAAGUGAAGCCAGCUUUCAAGAAGACCAUCCAAAAGGUCAUCUUUUUCUCCAGUAAACGCAAGUGA
Messenger RNA from Rangifer tarandus platyrhynchus (Svalbard reindeer), 663 nucleotides. Lineage: Eukaryota; Metazoa; Chordata; Mammalia; Artiodactyla; Cervidae. The record is from the annotation of a GenBank genome assembly.